CUUCAGGGAUCUUUUCUGGGGCGUGCCUGAGGGACUACACAUGAGCUCCGUUUUCCUUCUGAAGAAUUUUAGUUUUUUCUCUCUAUAUUGUGGACCGUUUUUGCACCUCUGUGGACUUCACAUGGAGCCAGAUGGAAGAACAAGAUGAUGUGACCUUCUGCCAAACUGCUCGAAACCAUGCCACCGACACAGCACGCUGCUCCAUCCACUCUGAAAUAGACUCAAACAAGUGCGGGAAGCAGAGAGUGAGCUGUACAGAGGGACAGAGUGAGGCACGAGAGUGAGAAAAAAAGAAAAAAAAAAGAAACGGGACAUUGGAGUCACAGAGGAGGAAUGUGUUGUCAGGAGCCUGGGCUGGAUGCGGUUUGUCAUUGCAGGCAGUAGGCGAGUGAGAUGGGCGUUCGUCUAGGCCUCCUGAGCGAUGCUCUGUGGCCGCCGUUGCUGUUGAUGCUGUUAGUCUGUGCCUGGCACUGCUGCUGGGGCCGGCCGUUCACGAUGCCUGAUCCGACUGUGAACGUAGCAGUGGUGUUUAGUGGCUCUGCCUACCAGGUGGAGAUUAAAGGGCGCCUGAGCCGGGAGAACUUCCUGGACCUGCCUUUGGAGGUGAACCCCAUCACAGUGCUGGUGAAUGACAGCAAUCCUCGGGCACUGUUGACACGCAUCUGUGACACACUGGCUGCUAAUCGCGUGCAUGGGGUGGUCUUCGAGGACAACAUCGGUUCUGAGGCUGUGGCACAGAUCCUGGACUUCAUCUCCACGCAGACGUCUGUGCCCAUUGUAGGCAUCAGCGGGGGGUCUGCUGUCGUCUUGCCAUACAAGGAUGAUGGCUCCAACUUCUUGCAGCUGGGUGCUUCCAUUGAGCAGCAGAUCAAUGGCAUGUUCAAAGUAAUGGAGGAGUACAAUUGGGACAGUUUUGCAGUGGUGACUAGCCAGUACCCUGGUUAUGAGGCCUUUGUGGACUACAUCCACUCCUUCACAGACACCUCGUACUUUCUGUGGGAGCUACAGAACGUACUGACAUUUGACAUGUCAUCUGAUAGCAUGAAUGACCUGCGUGCUCGGCGUCUGCUACAGCAGAUCGAUGCUCAGGUGCUGCUCGUCUACUGCUCAUUUGAAGAGGCUCAGUAUCUCUUUAGCAUGGCCAGAGAAGUGGGCCUGGUUGGACCUGGUUAUAUUUGGAUCGUCCCCAGUCUUGCAGUGGGCAACCCCAAUCUCCCACCACCUGACAGCUUCCCUGUUGGCCUAAUCAGCAUCAUCACAGACCGGUGGAAGAUGAGUCUAAGGAACAGGGUGAGGGACGGCGUGGCUAUCAUAGUGAAAUCGGUGGAGAGUUUCCACAAGCACAGGGGCUUUGUUCCUGAUGGACAUGCUGACUGUCAGUCCAGUCCAGUGCAGCCAGAAAACAAUGACACACUCUUCAGGCAUAUGCUGAAUGUGUCAUGGGAUCACACAGACUUUUCAUUCAACAGUGAUGGAUACCUUGUUAACCCUUCCAUGAUUGUCAUUACACUGGACCGGGACAGGCAAUGGGACAAGGUGGGAAAUUACGAGUCUGGUAUACUGCAGAUGCGCUAUCCUGUCUGGCCUCGUUAUGGAACGUACUUGGAGCCAGUGGCUGAUAACCGCCAUUUAACAGUAGCCACCCUUGAAGAAAGGCCAUUUGUGAUAGUGGAGGCUGUAGACCCCAGCACUGGCACCUGCCUCAGCAACACUGUGCCCUGCAGACGCCAGUCAAACAAGACAGAGACGAUCAUCGGUGAUACUGAGCCCUACACCAAACUGUGCUGUAAAGGCUUUUGCAUUGACAUCCUAAAGAAACUUUCCCGUAACAUUAAGUUCUCCUACGAUCUCUAUCUGGUCACCAACGGCAAACAUGGCAAGCUCGUCCGAGGUGUUUGGAAUGGCAUGAUUGGAGAGGUGGUUUAUAAGAGGGCAGACAUGGCCAUUGGGUCUCUCACUAUAAACGAAGAGCGCUCUGAGAUCAUUGAUUUUUCAGUGCCGUUUGUGGAGACAGGGAUCAGUGUGAUGGUGGCCAGGAGCAAUGGAACUGUGUCUCCGUCUGCCUUUUUGGAGCCCUACAGCCCUGCUGUGUGGGUGAUGAUGUUUGUGAUGUGCCUGACAGUGGUGGCCGUGACUGUCUUUGUGUUUGAGUACUUCAGCCCUGUAGGGUACAACCGUAGCCUGGUCAGUGCAAAAGAUCCUGGUGGGCCAACCUUUACCAUUGGGAAAUCAGUGUGGCUGCUUUGGGGGAUUGUCUUCAACAAUUCUGUGCCAAUCGAGAACCCAAAGGGGACCACGAGCAAGAUCAUGGUGCUGGUAUGGGCCUUCUUCGCUGUCAUCUUCCUGGCGAGUUACACAGCCAACCUAGCAGCAUUCAUGAUCCAAGAGCAGUACAUUGACACAGUUUCUGGACUGAGUGACAAAAAAUUCCAGAAACCACAGGAGCAGUAUCCACCAUUUCGCUUCGGUACAGUGCCUAAUGGCAGCACAGAGCGGAAUAUAAGAAGCAACUAUCCUGAGAUGCACUCCCACAUGGUCAAGUACAACCAAAAGGGCGUGGAAGAUGCUUUGAACAGCCUUAAAACUGGCAAACUUGAUGCCUUUAUUUAUGAUGCCGCCGUGCUGAACUACAUGGCUGGUAAAGAUGAGGGCUGUAAACUGGUGACCAUUGGAAGUGGGAAGGUUUUCGCAACUACAGGCUACGGCAUUGCAUUACAGAAGGAGUCCCGCUGGAAACGGCCCAUUGACCUUGCCCUCCUCCAGUUUCUUGCUGAUGGUGAUACUCAGAAGCUGCAGACAGUGUGGCUAACUGGAAUAUGCCGCAAUGAGAAGAAAGAAGUGAUGAGCUCCAAGCUGGACAUUGACAACAUGGCUGGAGUGUUCUACAUGUUGCUGGUGGCCAUGGGUCUCAGUCUGCUGGUGUUUGCCUGGGAACACUUGCUCUAUUGGAAACUUCGCCACUCUGUGCACAAGUCUGAACGCCUCGACUUCUUACUGGCAAUCAGUAGGGGUAUCUACAGCUGCUUCAAUGGUGUGGAGGAUACAGACCAGAACGGAAGUAUACAGAGCCCAGAUGUCACUAGCAGUUACACCCAGGCCAACAUGCUAAAGAUGCUUAAGACAGCCAAGGAUAUUGUCUCCUCAGCCAGAGUGGAGAACUCCUUGGACAAUGCCACUAAGACGAUUGAGAAUUGGAGCCGCAGAGCUCCAGAAGCUUCAAAACCUAUUCUUCCGACCCGUCUCAUUAGCACUGAUGCCAGUCAUGGUCGUCUUCCCUAUAUUUCCAGUGUCACCAGCAACCAUACACCUUACACCCAGAGGGCACUGACUCCCACUUUCCCCCUGCAUUAUGGAAACAGUGCCACCUUGAUAGAGAAACCUCGAGUAGUGACAAGACCUACCACGUUACGGUACACUCUUCCCGCACGGACGAAUCACCAUCAUAUAUAUGAACGGACACUACCUAUUUCUAGUCUGAGCAGUCCCCAUAUUGCUAUGAGGGACCCCCCACCUCCUACAGCCCCAAAGCCACACCACAGCACCAGGCUAUUCAUGGACAGCCAGGGCUGCCACCAAAUGGCCCCCUCCUUUCUCCCUUACCGUGAGUUCCAUGUCCCGGAUAUCUAUGUGGAACACCAAGACCCUCCCGAGAGCCGGAAACUGUACAAUGAAGGACAUGGCCGCAAGAAGAGGUCCCACAGCUAUGUGGCACCGUCACCAGAACCCCGGCGCAGGAAUGAUUAUGAUGAACCAACCUCUUGCCUGGCUGAGCUUAGAGCUAAUCAGCUCCUAGAAAACCAUGCCCAUACUUCACCCUGCAUGGGAAGCCACUACCAAAGGCCCAGUGGCAGCUGCAACUCCUGCAUGAAACCAUACCUUGAGCCAGAUACGGAUGACGUCCCUUUGCUGGGAAAGGAAAAAUUGAACCGUCGCGCCUCUUUCCUCAGGGCCACAUGGGGUGGUGACAAGUUGUGGCAUGUAGAUGAGAAGCCUUCAACGUCUGCAUCUUCUUCUAGUCGAAUCAACAUGCCUGACCUCUUUCCCCGUGUAGUGGUAGCUAAUCCCAAGCCUUCAAAGAUGUAUGCCAAUUCUAGUAACAACUUUUGCUACAAUAUGCCAGCUGAGCCAGCCUAUCUUGACCCAGCUCACAUGGGUUCCUAUCCUUACAAGCCACAGAAACUCAAAUACUCUCAUUCUACUCGCCUUCCCUCAUACCGUGAGGCAAUUCUUCAGAAUGCAGCAGCUCUGCGGCGAUCUUCUUCCACAGUCGUGCACAGACAUUACUCCACCUACCUGAACUCUUACACUGACUUGCCAGUAUACAUGGGCCCGCUUCCACAGGGGCCUGCACAUUUCUAUGAUCACUCCAAAGACAUGUGUCAUCUGUUCCCCUGUAUCAACCACUGCACAAAUGAUGCUACCCUGGUAACCCGGAUAGGUGGAAGGCCUAUCAUGUAUGAAAACACUGCUUUUAGAGGCUACGAGGGUGCUGGAUGUUCACGUGAAGAACCAUCUCUGCAGCCACUGCACAGUUUACCACCCUCAUCUAAGAACAGGGACCGCAGACAGGUUUUGGUGGCACGGAGGCUUAACAGUCCCUAUGUACCAAAGCCCUGGGGCAGAGUGUCUAGUCUGGAGUCUGAAGUCUAAAAGGCUCAAAGGUCUGUCCCAUUAUAUACUUGACAACAUAGAAGAAUAAGAAAUGUGUGAACUUCUAGAAGGCUUAAAAUCUUACAAAAAUAAAAGACGUGCUGAAGGUGGAAAUGGAAGUGGACUGGAAGUCAUAUUUCCAGUGCAAUAAUAUGCAAGGCAGAAGGAAGGAGAGAAAGGGCACAACUAUGUGGUUACUGCUGGGACAUCCGUAUACUUUAAAAUGCUAAAAGAAAAAAAUAUAAUAUUGAGUAACUGAAUUCUUAUAUAUUAAACCUGAGCCUAUACAUUAUUAUUAUUAUUAUUAUUAUUAUUAUUAUUAUUAUUAUUAUUAUUAUUAUUAUUAUUAAUGAUAAUAAUAAUAAAAAUGGGGUUUUAAAUGCAGUUGCACAAGUAUGGUCAUUCUCUACAAACAGAUGAAGCAGAAUGCAAGUAGUCCACAAGGGUUGAAAUAAUCUUCAAGUAAUGUUUGUUUUUGGGCAAAUCAGCAUUCCACAAUUUUGGAGUCAACUCCAAGGCAUUGCAAAAUUUUAUAAAAUCAACCACUACAAAAAGGUCUUCCAAAAAAUUUUUGUAAGUUACUGGUUUUCAGAAAGGUGACUGUUUGGGGCUUUUUAUUUGCUCCAUUGAUGUAACUUUGAUUUUAAGACUGGUGAACUGCAACUGAUUUUUCUGUCUGUAUUUCCAGAAUUUGUUUCACUGUUUAAUAAAUGACUGGUGGCUUUAAGAGCCUUUUGGAAUGGGCACUGUUGUCUUCUG
Molecule: messenger RNA, 5409 nt
Organism: Tachysurus fulvidraco (yellow catfish)
Lineage: Eukaryota; Metazoa; Chordata; Actinopteri; Siluriformes; Bagridae
Gene: grin2ca
Product: glutamate receptor, ionotropic, N-methyl D-aspartate 2Ca
Exons: 14
Coding region: 394-4650 (1418 amino acids)
Biological process (GO): synaptic transmission, glutamatergic; excitatory postsynaptic potential; monoatomic ion transport
Cellular component (GO): postsynaptic membrane; NMDA selective glutamate receptor complex; plasma membrane
Molecular function (GO): transmitter-gated monoatomic ion channel activity involved in regulation of postsynaptic membrane potential; NMDA glutamate receptor activity
Source: RefSeq, a predicted model, not a curated record